Molecule: messenger RNA, 841 nt
Organism: Quercus robur (English oak)
Lineage: Eukaryota; Viridiplantae; Streptophyta; Magnoliopsida; Fagales; Fagaceae
Exons: 2
Coding region: 19-609 (196 amino acids)
Source: RefSeq, a predicted model, not a curated record
CUUAGGUGGACACAACCAAUGUGUGACAUGCUAUUUAAAAUGUUGGUUGUUGAGGCUGAACAAGGCAACAAGCCCUCAAACAAAUAUAAGCCUCAAUCCCUUGACAAAGUGGCAAAAGAAAUUGGUGUGAAGUUUAAUGUAGAGUGUCAUGCAUCACAUGUGCAUAACCGCCUUCGUACGGUUAGAAAAGAGUGGAAACUCGUUCAGGAUAUUCGAAAAAAAAGUGGAUUUGGUUGGGAUGAUAAUUUGAAAAUGAUCACAUGUGACAAGCAAACUUAUGAUGCUGAAGUGCUAGCUCAUCCCGCUCAUGCGCCUUAUUUAAAUAAAAAAAUUGAACAGUAUGAUGAGAUGGCUAUUGUUGUUGGUAAGGACAUGGCAACCGGUGGCUUUUCAAAGCAAUGGAGUGAACAUUCUCCAUUGGUUGAAAAUGAGACCCCACAAAAUGACAUCCAAAAUCCAAAAUUUGAAGGUGACACUGAUACGUUGCCAAAAGAUGCCCAUGAAGCUUCCAAUGGAACUUCAUCUAAGGGAAGGAGCCAUAGAAAGAGAACUUAUGCAGCUAUGAAUGAAGAUAGUCCUUUUAGUGAGAUGACUGAACAACUCAAAUAGAUUGCAGUAGCUGUUACAGCUCUGAGUCAUGGCCCAGUUAAUACAAAUGAGCUUCAUAAAGUAGUGAUGAAUGUUGAAGGCUUUGAAGAAGACAUGCUUGAUGAAGCUUUUGAUCAUUUGGUUAAUGAUGAAAAGGCAGGAAGGGCCUUUAUGGCUAAAAAUGAUAGGAUGAGAAAGCUUUGGUUGGAGAAAUUUUUCAACAAAACCUUCUAACUUGAAGUUGCUGGAUAUG